Ziziphus jujuba (common jujube) is the source of this 1589-nucleotide messenger RNA. Its product is annotated as CASP-like protein 5B3. Gene Ontology annotation, cellular component: plasma membrane. The coding region runs from base 607 to 1065 and encodes 152 amino acids. The transcript has 3 exons. The record is from RefSeq and is a predicted model, not a curated record. Lineage: Eukaryota; Viridiplantae; Streptophyta; Magnoliopsida; Rosales; Rhamnaceae.
GAUACAAAAUCCAACGGCAAAGAAAGAGCCGUGUAGGAUAACAUAGGAGGGGAUGGAGAGUAGGUAUAACGCAUCUUGGUGGAGCGUGGAGAUGAAAAUGUGUUUGGCUUCCCGGAAAGAAGCACAGCGAAAACAAAAUGAGCAAAUAUGCUCACGCUGGUUGAUGGUGGGACUGGGAAAUGUUGGUUGAAACUUGGAACUUGGAACUUUUUUCUAGUGACGGUGUUGGUUAAUUGGUUUAGCUGUCUUUUCAUUUAUUUAUUUUUUUAAAAUUUAAUUCUUCCACGCUUUUUCUCUCGCUUUUUGGUAGUCUGGGCCUUUUUUCUUUUUUUCUCCCACAAUUUUCGAAGCUACCACUUGUAAAUUUAUCACCUUUGCUUUUUUCUGGUAAUGGGUUUCACAAAUUUGAAGCUUUUGUUUUUUUUUUUUUUGGUGCUUUUCUUGUCUGAUUAAUCCUAAUGAAUAGUAGAUUGGAUUUGUUUUUGGGUUUUGAGUUCUCGAUCAUUUGGUCUGUUUCGUCCUAAUUUGGAAACGAUGGGUAUUUUCUCAUUCUCGAGGCCUUUAAAAUUCUGAAACUUUCUCUGUUUUUAAAGAAGAAAAAAAAAAAUGAAGGAUUUUCCUGGUACACCUGGAACUUUGACUGGGCUUCUUCUGAGGAUUUCCCAAUGCGUGUUUGCUGCUGGGUCAGUUGCUUUCAUGGCCACAACUGCGAGCUUUUUCAAUUUCACGGCCUUCUGCUACCUGAUUGCUUCAAUGGGCCUGCAAGUGAUCUGGAGUUUUAUACUUGCAUUAUUAGAUGCAUAUGCCUUGGUGAGAAAGACGGUCCUGCACAAUGCUGUUCUUGUUAGCCUCUUUGUGGUUGGAGAUUGGGUUACGGCGACACUGUCUCUGGCAGCAGCUUCUGCUUCAGCCGGCAUAACGGUUUUGUACUUUAAUGACAUGGGUCACUGCAGUUUUGGACGAGAAUGCCAAAAAUAUCAAAUAUCAGUGGGUUUAGCCUAUCUGAGCUGGGUAACAAUUGCAAUUUCUUCUUUGAUUAUGCUUUGGCUAUUGGCUGCAGGUUAGACUUUUGCCGUGUAGAACAUUUUGGAUUUGUUUCUCCUCUCACUUAAUACCUGUGUUAUAGAAAUUCUUUACCAGCUUUAUUGUGUCAAUAGACCCAACCAAAAAAAAAAAAAAAAAAAAAAAAAAAAAAAAAUUAUACCAUUUAAAAAGUACUUUCACUCUCUGGGUUUGAAGUGGGGUAAAAUGCUUGUUUGUGUAAAAUGAAAUUAGAACAACGAAAAGAUCAAAAUUAUGCUUAGUUAUUCUGUUAGCAAAAUGGAUUACUUGGCUAUGAAUUGGCCUUUAUCUUUUUUUCCUCAGAGAAUUGUGUCCAUCAAAAAUUUCAAUGGACCAAGUUUGUAGAAUGAAGUUCAAAGUCAACUAUAGUGGUUUGAGUUUUGUACACAUGUAAAUGAAAGAGGGAGUGAGAUUUUGGUAUUUUGCCUACUUUUUGCAUGAAAACACUAUUCGUACAACAAAGUAUUAGAAUUUGGUGAGUAGGUCCUUUUCGGUGAAUGAGAAUUGUUUGUACCCAAUUAUCCUGA